AUGGAAUCUGUUUCGGCAGAUACUGGAGACAUUGUUUCUGGCCUAGACGUUUUUCUAUUUAACCUCCCGUCCCACACAGAGCCAAACCUUGGCCUUCACCCUCAUCCCUACGCAGAACCAAACACUGACUUUCACUCUCACCCCUACGCAGAGCCAAAUAUUGACUUUCACUCUCAGCCCUACGAAAUGCCAAAUAUUGACUUUCACUUUCAGCCCUACGCAGAGCCAAAUAUUGACUUUCACUUUCAGCCCUACGAAGAACCAAAUAUUGACUUUCACUUUCAGCCCUACAAAAAGCAAAAUAUUGACUUUCACUUUCAGCCCUACGCAGAACCAAAUAUUGACUUUCACUUUCAGCCCUACGAAGAACCAAAUAUUGACUUUCACUUUCAGCCCUACGCAGAGCCAAAUAUUGACUUUCACUUUCAGCCCUACGAAGAACCAAAUAUUGACUUUCACUCUCAGCCCUACGCAGAGCCAAAUAUUGACUUUCACUUUCAGCCCUACGCAGAGCCAAAUAUUGACUUUCACUUUCAGCCCUACGCAGAGCCAAAUAUUGACUUUCACUUUCAGCCCUACGCAGAGCCAAAUAUUGACUUUCACUUUCAGCCCUACGAAGAACUAAAUAUUGACUUUCACUUUCAGCCCUACGCAGAGCCAAAUAUUGACUUUCACUUUCAGCCCUACGCAGAGCCAAACCGUGGCCUUCACCUGCAGUCCAACGCAGAAUCAAACAUUGACUUUCUCCCGAGGAAGAACCAAGCCUCGACUUGCACCCUCAACCCUACACAGAACAAUACACGAACCUCCACCUCAGCCAUAUGUAGUCCUACCUAG
Haliotis rufescens (red abalone) is the source of this 837-nucleotide messenger RNA. Its product is annotated as circumsporozoite protein-like. The transcript has a single exon. Bases 1 to 837 code for a protein of 278 amino acids. Lineage: Eukaryota; Metazoa; Mollusca; Gastropoda; Lepetellida; Haliotidae. The record is from RefSeq and is a predicted model, not a curated record.